UAUACAAGAUAUUUAUUAAAUCUACUAUUUUUUAAAAAAAAAUUCUCAACUCUUAAAAUUUUAAAACCAUCAAAAUCCAAACAAAUUCUGCGUCCAAUAACCCUUUUAAAUUGUCAAUUUCCUUUGUGCCAAAACACAAUAAUAAUUUCCUUUCACUUGGGAUCUACUAUAUUGGAGUUAAAUUCAUGCAUUUCCUCAUUAUUUGAUGGGAAUACAUAUAGAUUAAUGAUACUCAGAUUUUUAUUGAAAGCAUCAAAUCCAGUUAUCAGUUUUAUAGUAAUAAAUUAAAAAAAUUAGACAGAAAACAUCAGUUAUUAAUUUUGACCUUAAGUAACUUUAGCAAGAAAUUAACACACACACACACACACACAAAAAAAAAACUUAAUUAUGUGUUUUGUGUGUGUGUUUUCUUUUCCUUAAUAACCAGAUCUCUAUUUUCUUAUUUCAUCAAUUUGUUUCCAUAUAAAAAGAGAAUAUAAUCUCGUCUAGGAAGACAAUCUUUUGGUACAUAUAUUAUUUUUUCUCUUCAUCUUCUGCCGAUUUCUUUGUCUUCUUAUUUUGUAUUUAAUUUCUCCAGAGAAUUCUAAGUUGAUAGUUUCUCUAGCAACAAUCUAAAGGUAUCGUUUCUCUGACUUUUUGAUUUAUCUUGUAUUUGCGUUUUGGUUAAGUUUGUGUUGGUUUGAAGUUGAAACUGCUAAUUAGGGUUUAAAGCGUGUAGAGUACGUAGUUCUCUGCGGUACUGUAGAAUUAGGUCUUUGUCCUCAAAACUUUGACCAGAACGCAAUAUUAUAUAUAGAGAAAUUAAAAUCAUUCAACGCUUGUCCUUCUUUGGGUGUAGAUUCUUUCAGUUAAAACCAUGUUUUGAUGUUGGAAUGAAGAAAGAAUGUUGAGUCAUCUUUUUGGUAGAUUUUUUUGUCUACAGAUUUGUUCUUUAAUAAUGAUGUCAAGUUCUACAAUAUGAUCAUGAUUAAUAGAUAGAUAAUUAGAUCUUGUUAUUGAUUAAUCACACUCUUCUGUCAUUAGAUUCUGUGAUGAUGGCUGUGGAGAAUAGCUCAGAGAUCAAAAACUGUGCAAUGGCUGAAGAGAAUAAUACUUCAGAGGUCAAAGAGAUUGAUACAAAUCCUCAGGAGAUGACUAUGUCUGAAGAAGGUUCUGUAAGAAGAAUAAUUGUAAAGGAUGUGGGAAACGUGGAAGAUGUAGCAUUGAAGGAUCAAGAUAAGUGUGUAUCAAAGACUAAAGAAGUGCCUAAGCCACCAAGUGUGAGCUCAAGACGGCAUUCAACUGGAGCGAUAGGUACACUAGCAGGAGGUAAACUGGAGGUUAAGUCCCGUUACCGCGGGAAUCAUCAUGUGCCCUCAACUCAUGAUCUCUGCAAACAUGAGGGGAAGCUAGGUGAUCAUCGUGAUGAUGCGGUGAAACCAUGGAAGGUGGUGAGGCGAAGAACAAGUGUUGAAGGCUCAGAGGUGGUUAAAGUUGAGACUACUUCUUCAGGUUUGAGAAGGACGUCGUUGGGAAGUCUGAGUAGACAGAUUCCUGCGGUUGCAAUGAGAGAUGCAUUGGCUGUGAAGAAAAAACCAUGUGCUUCUGUGAACUCAGAAACAUCUAGCGUUAAAGGAGGUAGCGAGAUGGCGAGAUCUGUUGAUGGUUUAAGCGUUAGAAGCAAUGAUAAACCUCGGAAGCAGAACGAGGGAACCGAGAGUACUGUGAGUGGUGGUGGUUCAUCUGUUGCUAAAAAGGUUCUUGGCUUGGGAAGUGAGAAGUCAAGUUCUAAGGUUUAUACUCCAAAGACUAAAGAGAAGGCAAAGAAUCAGACAAUAAGCGGUGAAGAUGUAAAAGAGAAGACUGUGUGUAUUGUUGAAGCUAGCGUGAAAGGUGUUCAGACAUCAUCUGAGAAGAAAAGCAUGAGAAGUAGACUCAAAAGCUUGGCUACUCCUACUAAACGUGGUUCUGCUAAAAAAGUUCCUGAACUUGAAGCAAAGAAGAUUAGGCCUACUAAGAAGAUAGGUGUAAAGGUCACUCCAGCGAAGCAGCUGAGUUUCAAGAAAGGGAAGACUCUUGAACCAAAACUACUUGAGGAACAAGAAACCCAAAGCGAAGGAAGGAAGAAGAAUCUGAAAGGUGUUGUUGGUGAGACUAAAAGCGUUUCUUGUGAAGGAAGUAAACGUGAGAAGGUUGUUCUGAGACGUAGAAAGGUAGAAGGGAAGAAGAAAAGGAUGACACUGUUCAACAGUGUGAUUGAGGAGACCAUGAAUAAGUUGAUAAAGGUGAGGAAGACCAAAGUGAAAGCUCUUACUGGUGCUUUUGAAUUUGUAAUCUCUCUUCAGGACACUAACAAGACACCUCACAGCAAGGACGUAACAUCAGAGUCUAAGGUUAGUCCUUUGGGUUCCAAACAGUGA
Brassica napus (rape) is the source of this 2399-nucleotide messenger RNA. RefSeq lists its product as uncharacterized. The transcript has a single exon. Lineage: Eukaryota; Viridiplantae; Streptophyta; Magnoliopsida; Brassicales; Brassicaceae. The record is from RefSeq and is a predicted model, not a curated record. The coding region runs from base 1032 to 2399 and encodes 455 amino acids. Gene Ontology annotation, molecular function: calmodulin binding.